GGACUCCUAGCAGCGGGUUGAGGGCUGGGCGGUGAGUUUUCCGGCUCGGUCCCAAUCCCCCCGCGCCCGGGUCGGGACCAUGGAGGCCGGGCUGCUGUGGUUCUGCAACUGGAGCACGCUGGGCGUGUGCGCCGCGCUCAAGCUGCCGCAGAUUUAUGCCCAGCUGGCGGCGCGCAGCGCGCGGGGCAUCAGCCUCCCGAGUUUACUUCUGGAGCUGGCUGGAUUCCUGGUCUUCCUCCGCUAUCAGUGUUACUAUGGGAACCCGCUGCUCACCUACCUGGAGUACCCCAUCCUCAUCGCGCAAGAUGUCAUCCUCCUGCUCUUCGUCUUUCAUUUUAACGGGAACGUGAAGCAGGCCGCACCUUACCUGGCAGUAUUUGUGUCUUCUUGGUUCAUCCUCAGCCUGCAGAAGUGGAUUAUCGACCUGGCCAUGAACUUGUGCACGUUCAUCAGUGCAGCCAGCAAAUUUGCUCAGCUCCAGUAUCUGUGGAAGGCACAAGACUCAGGAGCUGUGAGCGCGCUGACCUGGGGCCUCUCUGCCUACACCUGUGCCACAAGAAUAAUAACCACCUUAAUGACUACCAAUGACUUUACAAUUCUUACACGUUUUGUGAUCAUGCUGGCUUUAAAUAUAUGGGUAACAGCUACUGUUCUUCGCUAUCGGAAACCUGCCAUCAAGGCUGAGUGAUGGAUAGAUCACCCCUCCACACAAAGCGUACUUCACGUGACUGAACCAAAGAAAAAGCAGUUCAUCACUACACUGAAGUCCUUUAUAAGUUUAGUCAAUCGUUUCAGAAACUUCGAAGCCAAGGGUUUAGACUUGAAAGUCACUUAGCUAGGCAUGGUGGUCCAUGCCUGUAAUCCCAGCACUCAGGAGGCUGAGGCAGCAGGAACUAGACCCUGGGGAGGGAGGGUAGGGGCUAGGAAUAAAUAAAUAAAAAGAAUCACUUGAACAGUUGUUUAAAAAUGCUAAUUCCCUUCCUUCAACUCUCCUUUCCCUUAGGUCUUGGUAGGAUUCAGGCAUCUGUAGUGUUCUCUUCCUUCCCUACCCACCCCCGACUCCCCGCCUUUUUGGAGACAGGGUCUCACUGUAUUGCCCAGGUUGGCCUCCAACUUGCAAUCCUUCGGUCUCAGUCUCCAGAUGACAGGCAGGGCCAGCAGGCCCAGCAGGCCCAGCUAGACAUCCACAAUGUUGACACUGUUGUGACAGAUGGAAGUUAGUAACGAUCACUGACCAUUAAAGUCUACAGACUAAGUUCUCUCUGAAGAGCCAACUAUGUAUUUUAGCUUUCAGAAUCUUUUAAUAAAUAAAUCACAUAACAACAAUGAACAUAGAUGGAGUGGGACUUUGCACAGUCAGGAGUAGAACUGUAGUAAAUUAGUAGGGUUCAUUGUCUGGGACUGUUAAAUUGUAACGUGGCCUUGUUGUGUCCUAAAAUGGUGUAAUGCCUGUCCAUGCCAAAUGGGUAUCGCAGCAGGUCUGUAUACUGAAGUCGUCCUGUAACUUCUCACUGUGCCGUACGUAAUCCCAAACCUAAGGUAUUUUUAGCUCCAAUCUCUAUUUAGGAUGAGGAAUCCCAACGAACUUUCUGAUUCAAGCACAAUGCUGCCAUCUAACAAGGGCUACACCUACCUGUACAGCUGCCACUGCUAGAAUUGAAUAUAAAACACCUGGUUUUAGCUACUGAAAAUUAUGCAGGAGAGAAUCCUAAACCGACGUUAAGAUUAUUGUGCACUAUAUUUUCCUCUAUAACUUUAUAAACCCUAACAUUUAAAAACUCAUUUUCCUCUUCUAAGUGAAUGCUAUCAAUUUUGUUAUGCAGUAAAUAAAUGAUGUUUUCUGGAAAAUGUUUAAUUUCCUAUAUAAAAUAAACUUUGGCAUUUCAAACUCUGCCGAGUUUUAAGGCGGUCAACCAUUUCAAGUUAGGUAAGGCACUAUUUUUCAAUAAGCCAGUUAAUUCUUUUUAGAACCGUGCCUGAGACCAGCAAGAGAAACGCAGCAUGGAAACAUAAAUCUUCAUUAUGUGGUUAUUUCAACUACAGUUGUCAGUAAAAAUCCAAGUUAAUCUUUUCUCGUAUGAAUUUAUUAUAAUCUGACCAUUAGUAUAAAUACAAAUUAUGUGAUUUUUAUCCCAAAUAUUUUUUAUAUAUUUAUCUCACUACUUAAAUCAACUCCUGUGAGACCUACCCUAGGUGAAGCAUUCAUUUUUUUCCCCUUCGGGAGGGAACAAAACACUUGAGUUAUUCCAAGUAUUUCACGUACAUUACCAUAUUUAAUCUUGCAAUGCUCCUGUACAGCAGACACAGUGCCCACCUUAUAAUGGAAACACUAGGCACAGUGAAAACCCUGCCCAGGACCGGCAAGCUAGCUGUGUCCCAUGAAAGAAUCCAGUGAUCCCCAGAGAAACUUUCUAGAAAACUGCCCAUCAGCACACUGUAGACAAAGCAGGCCUCCUGCCUCCUCUCCCCUCACCACUGGAACAAAAUGGUUAGCCUUGUAUGUCCCUUAAACAUCCAAAUCAAAUCUUUGUUCUUCAUAAACUAAAAUAGGAGGCAGAAAAAUCACAAGUCUAUGGUGUCAACUAAGAUGGCGGCCAUCCUGUCUUUAAACAUCUUUUAGGAAGACCUUUCUGUGAACUUUAGAAGGCUGCAACAUUCCAAGAGCAUUUCACAGGAAAAGUAUGAAAAUGCUUACAUCUUAAUUUCUUUUAUUUAUUUUUUAUAAAAAGCAGGCAUAAAAUACAAUUACAGUACUACAAAGAUGCAACAGAAUUAAAAAUCAAGGGGUUAUGAUUUCUGUCCAGGGGACAGCUGAUCAAAAUAUUUAUGAUUAUCUAAACCAUGCACUUCAUAACUUAUUACAACUCCAAACAAAAGUCAUUACAGGGAAGGGAUCAAGGCGAGGCCCCUGGGCAUGACACCCAGCACUGUCACACAGCGCUCUUCUUCAAAGUGCUUUGCAGCCAGCUGCGGCCCCUCCACCAGCCUCGGAAGCUGAAGCCACCUCCAGGCUAGAAAGUGAGUCAGUAGCAGUGUCAACAGGGACUGAGAGACUCAGAAAGGACGUGCUGUAAUUGGGAUUUAGAAGUGUUACUUAAAGCAUUCUCCGUACAGGUACUAUAGUGCCUGAGUUUCUCUUUUACCCCCAGAACCCUAUAAGAAAAGAUGAACAGCAGCAGCAGAACUUCUCACGUUGUGGUUUGGCAACUGAAUGUUUCUCACUCAGGAUCUACAAAUGAACUGAUGCAAAGCCAGAGGACUCAGCCUGAUCCAUGUAGCUCUGGCAUGUGUUAGUUUUGAAACAGUAACCUCUUUUUAGGUUUACCAGCAUAUUUUUCCAUUUGUCAGUUAGAGAAUUUUAAAUUUUCAGAUAGAUUUUUAAAAACCUUGCUUCUAAGAUAGUUUUUAAAAAGUUAAUACUUAAAAAAAAUUCAUUACACAUUUCAACAGUAAUACCGGCACUAGUUUUCCUUUUACUUCUGUCUUGCUAUCCCAAGACAAAAGUAAAAAAUCCAACGAAGACAAUCCCAGUAUCCACUUAUUUCUUAGCUCCCAACUGGAGGUAUUUAUGGCUCUAGAAGAAAUCAAGUGUGAAGAAAUGAGCAACAUUUGGUCUCAGAAGUUUUGGGGUCUCAAGAAAAAGCGAAACUGGCACAAAAUGAGGUGGGUUUGUAGUUGGGAACAAAACACGUGGACAUGAAGGCGGCAGUGGGGAAGGCAAAUUCCUACCCAAGCUCAGGGUUUCUCAUAAGCUCAUUUCUGUUGUUGGACAGCAACCUUACAAUCCUUGUGUCAAACCACACGAUGUGAAGAUCUCCAUGGGAGAGAGUGUUUUCACCAUAAGAAUACCUUUUGUCCCCUAAAUGCUUCACAUUCAUUUUUGUGUACAGGUGCAUCACACCGUGACUCUCCUUGUUCUCUAAUAUACACAGCACUCAAAAUUUAGACUUCUGCCUCUUUUACUCAAAUACUUCAAUUAUUCAUGUGUAAACCUGACAUUAUUUUACCUUAAUAAAGUUUAUUAAAAAUAUAUAUACUCUCCAAUUCAGAAUAAUAGGAUAGAACCUCCCAUAGUGUAACAAAAUCUUUAUAUAAAAUAUUAAUUCAGUCUCCUUUUUAACAACUCUAAUGAAUGGAAAUAUUUCUUCUAUAUAAAUUUUAUAUAUUUUUCAUUUUUCAUUUUACUUUAAAAGAAAGGAAAGAAGGGAGGGAGGGAGGAAGUGCCCCAGACCAGAGGUACAGAGCACACACAGACAGCAUGAAUGAUGCAGACUGGGUAAUUACGAAUCACAGAAUUCAGCUUCAGUACUUCAGUAGGCCAAAGGCUACUCUUUCAAUUCCCACAAUAAUAUCUGUAAUGAGGAUCAAACUCUUUAAACAUCUCUACACUGAUUCUAGAGGAAAGCAAUGGAAAUGGUCUCCUUCCUUCAUUGAAAUAUUAGGUGAAUAUUUCAACGUCACACUGCACUCUGUGUAUGUAUAUAAAGAGAGACUGAUAAAAGAGUACAUAAUUAAAAAAAAAAAACUUGAUGCUUCCCAUUGCUGCAUACUGUUGCGGUAAUAGCGUACUUAUCUGGGCAAAUGAGAAAUACAGCA
Messenger RNA from Castor canadensis (American beaver), 4596 nucleotides. It is a transcript of the gene Slc66a3, whose product is annotated as solute carrier family 66 member 3. The record is from RefSeq and is a predicted model, not a curated record. Lineage: Eukaryota; Metazoa; Chordata; Mammalia; Rodentia; Castoridae.